Molecule: messenger RNA, 2853 nt
Organism: Sciurus carolinensis (gray squirrel)
Lineage: Eukaryota; Metazoa; Chordata; Mammalia; Rodentia; Sciuridae
Gene: Thoc6
Product: THO complex subunit 6
Exons: 13
Coding region: 1736-2761 (341 amino acids)
Biological process (GO): mRNA export from nucleus
Cellular component (GO): THO complex; transcription export complex
Molecular function (GO): protein binding
Source: RefSeq, a predicted model, not a curated record
CCAGCCCUGACCGUUUUCCAGGGAAGAUCUUGAGGAGAGACACCAGCAUCCAGCACCCCACCCUGCCCAAAAGGCCUCAGGUUUCAGACUGAAGCCUUCAAUUGUUCAGCCAUUUUUAUUCCCUUUUUGAGGGCAUUUCUCCCCUUCCCCUGCUGCUGCCCUCCCAUCCCAGGGUUCCAUUGAGUUUAGUGUCCUCCUCUCUUGGGGGAAGGUCCUGGUGCCCAAACAUCUGGUCUGGAGGAAGAUAAGCAAGCACCUAGUCCCUUGAGGGUUGUGGUCUCCUCUGUAAUGGGGAAUGGUGUUGUCCACUAUUAUUCAGAGCUCCAUUAUGUCCCCAGCUGGGGUUGUAGGGUAGUGGGGACCAGGGGUGUCUCCCAGCCUCAGCAGCCGAAGAGCCUCUGGGAUUAAAUUCCCAGGAUAGCGCCAGAGAAGUAGUUCUGAACAAGGACUCCUGGAAGAAGAAAUGACAGUCAAGGCACUGGGCUGAAAGCUGGCCUAGACCUGAGUCCAGGUUCCUAGGAGUCAAGAUGUGAAUCAGCACAGAAGUUGGCUAGAAGUUAAAAAUAGCAUGAUGAGACAGGGUAGGAUGAGUGGCAGCUCUGAGGACCGGGUGUGAUCCUCUAGAAGACUUAGUGUAGAUGCCUACCUCAGUGAGGACAGGGCUGGUGGGAAAGCCAUGGGGGGGCUGCAGUAAGGGUGGUCAUUAUGUAGGCUGAGUCGAGAGAAGUAGGUGGCCAUGUUUUCCUCAGACAGGAACUGCUUUCGCAAGGGCUCCCUGGGAAGAGAUGGGGAGGAAGGCAGGCAGGGAUAAUGAGAGGGGAGGUAGCCUGAUGGGCAUCAGAGAACACUGAUCUUAUUGGAAGUCCUCCCUGCCCUCAAACUCACUGCUCCUUCUCCAGGCGCUGCUUGGUGCUCAUAGGCAUAGCUCCUGGGAGAGGGGAGCUGGGAAAAAGAGCCAGGAGCACCCCACCCUCUCGGUCCCUUCCCAAAGAUCUAUCCACCUGAGCCUGCAGCAUCAGCACCUGAGUUCCCAGUCCAUUUCUGUUUUGGUGGCAUCUAAGCCACCCCUUCUGGUCGUCAAACAGCGUAUCUGCCAAGUCUAAACCCUAAGCUCCUAGCCUCAUCCCUACCCCGCUGUUUGGCCCACCCUGUAUCAACCCUCAGGCGGGCCAUGGGUCCCCAGCCAAGGCUCCUGCGCUCCACAGUCCGACCAACCCAGGGAUCCCGUUCGUACCUGGUGUCCAGGCCUCGAGUCACCCCUGAGGCGGUCCGCGGGUCUUGCAGGGCCCCACCUGGGGGGACCCGCUCCAGGGGUUGCUGCAGGAUCAUUGGGGUUUGGGGUACUAAGGCAGGAGGGGUGGGAUCCGGGUGACAGGGGCGGAGCCUCCGAGGGCGUGGCCCACCGCGAGGGGCGUGGUAUCAGGCGCGCGCAGUGGCGAGGCCUGCGCAAGCGCGGAAGACCAACGGCGCGUGGCUGGAAGGCGGCUUGGUUCGGCGGGUUGGGGGAAGGGGUCCCAACGUAGCAGGGCAGCGGCGGGUGCCACUUAGUGUCGGGGGACUUCGCGGCGCUCUCCUCUGUUCUUCGGGUGCGGGAGGAACGUGCGGGCCACUUUUCGCGCCCUGCCGACCGGCAGUGUUAAGACACUGGGAACAGCGGAAGGGAGCCACUCCGGGCACAUCCGGAGUCGGAAGGCGACGUUGCGCGCGGAGCACUCUGGGACUAGUAGUUCCUGAGAUGGAGCGCCCUGCCCCGCUAGCGGUACCUCUGGGUCAGACAGAAGUGUUUCAGGCCCUGCAGCGACUGCACAUGACCAUCUUCUCCCAGAGUGUCUCACCCUGUGGGAAAUUCCUGGCGGCAGGCAACAAUUAUGGACAGAUUGCUAUCUUCAGCUUGUCCGCUGCUUUGAGUUCAGAGGCCAAAGAGGAAAGCAAGAAACCUGUGGUGACCUUCCAAGCCCAUGAUGGGCCCGUUUACAGCAUGGUUUCCACUGAUCGACACCUGCUGAGUGCUGGAGAUGGGGAGGUGAAGGCCUGGCUUUGGGCAGAGAUCCUCAAGAAGGGCUGUAAGGAAUUGUGGCGUCGUCAGCCCCCAUACAGGACCAGUCUGGAAGUACCUGAGAUCAAUGCCUUGCUGCUUGUCCCCAAGGAGAAUUCCCUCAUCCUGGCUGGGGGAGACUGUCAGUUGCACACUAUGGACCUUGAAACUGGGACCUUCACGCGGGCCCUCCGGGGCCACACAGACUACAUCCAUUGCCUGGCACUGCGGGAACGCAGCCCUGAGGUGCUGUCAGGUGGUGAGGAUGGGGCUGUGAGACUCUGGGACCUCCGCACGGUCAGAGAGGUGCAGACGAUCGAGGUCUACAAGCACGAGGAGUGCUCAAGGCCGCACAAUGGGCGCUGGAUCGGAUGCUUGGCCACUGACUCAGACUGGAUGGUCUGUGGCGGGGGCCCAGCCCUCACCCUCUGGCACCUCCGGUCCUCCACACCCACCACCAUCUUUCCCAUGCGGGCACCACAGAAGCAUGUUACCUUCUACCAGGACCUGAUUCUGUCAGCUGGCCAGGGCCGCUGCGUCAACCACUGGCAGCUGAGCGGAGAGCUUAAGGCCCAGGUGCCUGGAUCCUCCCCGGGAUUGCUCAGCCUUAGCCUCAACCAGCAGCCAGCAGCCCCUGAGUGCAAGGUCCUGACAGUUGCUGGCAGUAGUUGCCGGGUGGAUGUUUUCACCAACCUGGGCUACCGAGCGUUCUCCCUGUCCUUCUGACAUCUGACGACACACCCCCAUCCCAGGGAUUUGGAGUGUUUUUCUUUUUUCUUUCUUUCUUUCUUUUUUUUUUUUUUUUUAAACAAUAAAGU